CGCGAGCUCAUUAGUGUAUAUACCAGCGUUUGUAGUGACCUGAGCUGCGGUGGUCUGUUUGUUUGUUUGUGUAUUUAUUUAUUUAUUUAUCCUGGUUCAAAAGAAAACUUUAUUUCCUCGGUGAAACAUGACCAGCACUCGGAGCAUGUGUGUGUUCUCGGAUAUCAGAGCGGGACACAGAGAGGAUGGUCGUCAGAGACUCCGACUGACCCUGCACGACCAAAUCCAGCACCAGCCCACCGUAGGAAAGCCGAUCGGCAGAGCAUUUGCUUUGGUGCAGCCCACUAGCGAGAGGCAGCCGCUAAAUAACGAGCCCAUCAAAGUCGAAGAGAAUAUCGAAGUCAUAAAGGUGUAUCUGCAAGCGCAGAAAAAGGAAGAGAACAGCAAUCAGCAGAACCUGAAGAUGCUCUCGGAUGAGGUUUCACAAAUACAAGAGGUGCGAUACUGUCUGAAGAGCCUAAGAGAGCAGAUGGCAGCCAAAAAGCACCACAGAACAGAGCACAAGGUGCAGUUAGCUCAAACAGGUAUGAACAGAGGGAAUUGUGCUCUGACAUCACUAUCAAAACAGGACAGUGAAGAAAAACAAGAGUUUGUGGAUGAGCAGGAGCGAGAGAGGAUGAGGGAAGUCAGCAAGAGACUGUACAGUCAGCUUCAGGAGGCAGAGAAAAGACACCAAGAGGAGAAGGAGAAAUUACAAGCUGAAGCAGGUCUGUACAAAAGGCAGCUGUCUGAGCAGAGCGAUCAGCUGAAGGAAGCUCAGAUCAGUGCACAGCAGCAGGACCAGCGCAUCAGAGACCUCCAGAGGUUAAUGGGAGGCAUGGAACAGGAGAGCUCGUCCCUCAGGGAUCAGUUAAUGACCAGAGAGGCAGAGCUAAUGCAGUUGAGAGAGCUGAAAGAGGAAGGGCAAGCUGACAAGGAAAGAUUGGAGGAGUUGGAGAAGGAGAAUGCCAUCGUUAAGGAGAAGAUACAUCACCUUGAUGAUAUGCUGAAGAGCCAGCAGAGGAAACUCAGACAGAUGAUCGAACAGUUGCAGAACUCACGAAUGGUGAUUCAGGAGAGGGAUCGCACCAUCAAAGAACUGGAAGAAAAAGUCGCCUUCCUUGAAGCAGAGAACCGAGAGCUGCGUGAUCAGUUGGAUUAUUUCCUGGAUGGUCAAAGCACAGACUCUGGGCUUUUGUCAAAUUCCAAUGCUCAGAUCGUCUACAGUCGACCUCUGAAGCCAUCCACACAAAGCAAGAAGAAUCUGCCAUUCAUUAAAGUCAUAGAGAUCAAGUCAUGAACAUCAGUAAAGACGAUAUCGUAAUCCGUAUCCAAAGCGACGGAGACUAUCUACACACUUAAGAAGCACAUCAGUCUGUAAUGCUACACAGUGUGUCGUGCUAAGAACCACAGCGGCAAUGGUGCCAUUUUUAACUAACUCACUGACUACAGAUGUUCACGACUGCAGCUCGACAUGAUAUGCAUUGUCAGAUUCUCAAAUAAUGAAUUUCAGUUAUAUAUUUAUGUAAAUAAUCUAGGUGUAGGUGUUUAUGUGUCUGUGAGCAAGUGUAUAUUGACUCGAACUCAGCUGAUGUAUGAGUUUAGAAGUGUUAAUUGUCUGUAGAGUAACUUUUAACCGGAAUGAAGAAUAGGACACCAAAGCACAACUGAGAAAACAGUGGGGAGUGUGUGGGAAGGUAUUCCUUUGAGGCUGGCCCUCUGAAUACAAUACGGUCCUUUUGUCAACAGACAAACAGGAGGAAAACAUCGUGGCCCUUUCACUUUCUUUCUCAUAUUUGACUCAAAUCACACGUUUUUCACACGUAAUCCGACAAGCAAGGCUAACAAACCUUUGUAUAAAUAUGGGGAGCAAGCAGGAAGCUUGGUGCUAACAUAUUUCAUUGUGUCCGCAAUCUUUUUAAUGGCGAGAAUGGGAUUUUAAAAAAUCAAAGACGAGAAAAUGAGCCGAGUGAGCAGCACUCGUAUUGAGUUUCAGCCUUUUUUUUUUUUUUUUUUUUUGAGAUUUUUACUGGGAACUAAAUCUAAAUCACUCAUGGUAUUGCAGUAGGUCAUUUAGAAGUCUACUAAAUUCUUAACCAACUUGGAGCUUGUCAGGAUCUCCAUUGUCGUAAAAUAUUAUAUUUUUAGAGAGACUAAAACACCUUGCAGAGGAUCUCUAGUGACUCAUGACUGCUGUCAUAACAGUUGAAUAUAUAUGAAGUAACAAUCCUGAUUACGUGGAUAAGUUAAGAAGAAUCAUGUAAUAUGUGUAUUAAGAACAAAUUAAUAGUUGAAAAUGCAUUUCACUGUUUUUUUUAUUUUAUUUUUUAUUUAUCGCCGGGUUUUGUACUUCUUGAGUCCUGCUUCUUGUAUAUAUUGUUUCUGUAACUGGCCUUCAGCUUUGCACUUACUGUACUUACACUCUGCUGUUUAUUUAAUAUAAAAACUAUUUUUGUAGUGAAACACAAGUUAUUUUAGAAUGGCUGUAUUAAAUACCAUAUGUAUUUAUGAAAGUUUUAAUAAAGUGUUCUAAAAGUA
Molecule: messenger RNA, 2517 nt
Organism: Clarias gariepinus (North African catfish)
Lineage: Eukaryota; Metazoa; Chordata; Actinopteri; Siluriformes; Clariidae
Gene: tuft1a
Product: tuftelin 1a
Exons: 12
Coding region: 128-1279 (383 amino acids)
Biological process (GO): intracellular signal transduction
Cellular component (GO): intracellular anatomical structure
Source: RefSeq, a predicted model, not a curated record